Symbiodinium natans is the source of this 375-nucleotide messenger RNA. The record is from the annotation of a GenBank genome assembly. NCBI's taxonomy places the organism in Eukaryota, Dinophyceae, Suessiales, Symbiodiniaceae.
AUGUCGGCCCCAUCGCAGAUGAGCAUGUCCGCGAUCGACGAGUCCAAGGUGAUUGUGUACGGCGCCUGCUUCUGCUGCUUCAACGGCAUUCAGAUUGAGAACAUGGAGAUUGGCUGCGCCGCCAAGGAGACGCUGCUCUGUCUCUCUUGCGACUUCUGCCUCAAGAGUGGCGCUGACAAGCUCCGCUGCUUCUGCAUGGACAUCCGCUUCGAGUCGCCCAAGGUAUGCAUCAAGCAGCAGGGUCAGUGCUUCUGCCUUCACUCCGGCAUGGCCAUUCCGCCCGACUCCGAGGUGCCAGCCAUGAUUUCCGUCUGCUUCCUGGUCUGCUUCCCCAAGGUCGGCUUUUUCAAGAAGAUCUCAGAAGUCAAGGGGUAG